UUUAUUUAUUGUAUAUUGAAUUCAAAGUUAAGUCGGUGUAUUUCGUGAACCCAGCUACACAUGCAGGCUUGCAGGAGACUGGUUUGGUGUGCCUUGCUCAAGGAGACCAUCUUUAUCAAUAUUUCUAUCUGAUUGUUCGCGUGUUGAAGUACGUACAUUCUGAAUACAUAUAAACAUGCCAUUUGUCUUCUCUACUCAGAGAAAGACUUUUAUACGCCAUGGAAUUAAAUAUUGUCUGCAAAACAGAAUCCUAGUGAUUGACUGAACUAUUAUUCCCUGUUGGGAAGGAUUUUGCCCCAAAAAGUCUAUCUGCUUAGCUGUUAACAAAUAGCAAGGAUUAGCUCUACAAUCAUUGGGACAGUGAGCGCUGAGGUAUUAGUGGUCGUGUCUAAGCUGGAUUUAAAACGAACAGACCGUUCGUCUUGACUGGAAGAUCGCAGGAGUGUCGAGUGGAAGGAGAAGGGAGCGCAGCAAGACUUCAUGCCUUGGCAUCGACAUUCAGGCCAUGGAAAUAACACUGAAGGCUUUUCCUAUGAAGGUUGUCAAUAUUCCUUGGAGGAAUAACAACCUGAGUAAUCUGCAUUCAGAGCCUCCGCUGUCUGAACAUGGAGAGACCAUCAUUGGAAUCUACCUGCUGGUCUUAGGCUGGCUGUCUUGGUUUGGAAACAGCCUCGUGAUGUUUGUCUUGUACCGACAAAGGGCUUCUCUACAACCGACAGAUUUCCUCACUUUAAAUCUCGCCAUCUCGGAUGCCAGCAUCUCAGUAUUUGGUUACUCCAGGGGGAUUUUGGAAAUAUUCAAUAUCUUCAAGGAUGAUGGGUUUCUAAUCUCCUGGAUUUGGACCUGUCAGGUGGACGGUUUCUUCACAUUGCUGUUUGGGCUGUCGAGUAUCAACACUUUGACCGUUAUCAGUGUCACCAGAUACAUUAAGGGAUGCCACCCCAACAAAGGUUGCUGCAUCAGCAUGAACACCAUUGCAAUAUCACUCAUCUGCAUCUGGACCGGAGCAGCAUUUUGGUCGAUUGCACCAUUGCUGGGCUGGGGCAGUUACACAGAUCGAGGAUAUGGAACUUGUGAGGUGGACUGGUCCAAAGCCAAUUACUCCACUAUCCACAAGUCUUACAUCAUCUCCAUUCUCAUCUUCUGCUUCUUCAUUCCUGUGAUGAUCAUGCUCUCCUGCUACAUUUCCAUCAUCAACACCGUCAAAAGCACUAACGCCAUGUCAGCCGAAGGUUACCUCACCGCCCGCCAAAGGAAGGUGGAGAGAGACGUGACAAGGAUUUCCAUUGUCAUUUGCACAGCUUUCAUCAUGGCCUGGUCACCGUACGCAGUCGUCUCCAUGUGGUCUGCCUGGGGGUUCCAUGUGCCAAACACAACCAGCAUCAUCACCCGCCUCUUUGCCAAGUCGGCCAGCUUCUACAACCCGCUCAUCUAUUUCGGCAUGAGCUCCAAAUUUCGCAAGGACGUGUGCACCCUCCUGCCGUGCGUCGGGGAAAACAGAGAUGUGAUCCGUCUGCAACGCUUUAAAAACAUCAAGCUUAAGGCUCAAGCCGCCCCUCCACCCGCACCACUUCCUGCCCAGGUACUGGAGGCCAAAUACACAGUGAAAGACAUGAUGCGAUACAAUCCUGACAGUGACUCGGGAGUCAACAGUCCUCCUCGGACUCCUCCGUUUGAGAAACAAGAGAUCUUCCAUAUUGAUUUGCCCUCGCAUAUCGAAACAUCAGAGUAUUGCUGUGACAGACUCUAAAGACCGGGCAGGCCAUUCUACUUAAACACAUAUAUGACUUAUGAGGGAAGAUUAAAGAGAGUUUUCUAUUUUUUUUUCUCUUAUCCAUCUUUAUAAGGAUGUAAAAUCCAUUAUUACUCUCAAUAAAUAAUUUUUUGU
This is a messenger RNA of Syngnathus typhle (broad-nosed pipefish), 1888 nucleotides long. It is a transcript of the gene opn6a, whose product is annotated as opsin 6, group member a. Gene Ontology annotation, biological process: G protein-coupled receptor signaling pathway. Gene Ontology annotation, molecular function: G protein-coupled receptor activity. Bases 506 to 1750 code for a protein of 414 amino acids. NCBI's taxonomy places the organism in Eukaryota, Metazoa, Chordata, Actinopteri, Syngnathiformes, Syngnathidae. The transcript is spliced from 6 exons. Gene Ontology annotation, cellular component: membrane. The record is from RefSeq and is a predicted model, not a curated record.